AUGGCUGAGCUUGGAAGGCUUCUUAUAUAUGAAGCAUCAAGGGAUUGGCUGCCUACAAUUUCAGGGGAGAUUCAGUCCCCACUUGGGCCUGCUACAGUUGAAUUUAUUGAUCCAAGAGAACCUGUAGCGGUUGUUCCCAAUCUGAGAGUUGGGCUUGCUCUUGCAGAACAUGCAGCAUCCAUCUUGCCAGCAACCAAGACAUACCACCUAGGUAUCUGCUCUGUAACGCCCCGAUUCUCAGCUUGGAGGAGGAUUUUCUUGGAGAAAAGAGCUUGGAGAUCAAGCAUUCAGAAGCAAGGAGCUUGA
Molecule: messenger RNA, 306 nt
Organism: Lactuca virosa
Lineage: Eukaryota; Viridiplantae; Streptophyta; Magnoliopsida; Asterales; Asteraceae
Source: the annotation of a GenBank genome assembly